This is a messenger RNA of Solea senegalensis (Senegalese sole), 3414 nucleotides long. RefSeq names its product AT rich interactive domain 3C (BRIGHT-like) (gene arid3c). Gene Ontology annotation, biological process: regulation of transcription by RNA polymerase II. The record is from RefSeq and is a predicted model, not a curated record. Gene Ontology annotation, cellular component: nucleus. Gene Ontology annotation, molecular function: DNA binding. Lineage: Eukaryota; Metazoa; Chordata; Actinopteri; Pleuronectiformes; Soleidae. The coding region runs from base 306 to 2102 and encodes 598 amino acids. The transcript has 8 exons.
GUUGCUGCUGCUGCUGCUGUUGGCACAUGGUGGAGCAGAGGAGAGCAGAGGGGCUGAUCUGUGGAUCAGUGCAGCCUGCAGAGGUCAUUCUCACUACACUUGCCACUUGUUGCCAAAGGCUGCUCGAGGCUCCUCCAUUCAACACGAUCCAAGUCUUCAGUGAGUGAGUGAGUGAGUGAGUGAGUGAGAGAGUGAGUGAGUGAGUGAGAGUCAGACCAACUAUCGACACUUGAUGUGUGCGUGCCGGCCUGGAUGCGGGACUGAAACGCGAAGAAGACUCUGGUGAUUGGUUUGAGAACAGAAGCAUGGUUGAUAACACAAGUAUAGCAACUAAAUCUGCUUUGCAAGGCUCUUUCUCGUCCGGCAGCCUUCCCCUCCAGGCUCCCUCCUCCGCCUCCUCCCACAGCAGCAUCGCCUUCCCCGGCUCUCUGACCCAGCAGGCCGGCAGCGGCGGCGGCGGCGGCGGCGGCGGCAUGAAGCUCGAGGCGGUCAUGGAGAACCUGCAGCGGCAGCAGGCGGCGCGCCUGGCGCUGGAGGAGAAGCUCCGGCAGGCGGAGAAGGAGAAGGACCUGCGGCCGCUGGUGGAGUCCCACAUACACCAGCAGGCUCUGGCUUUCCGACACUACCAGGCGGCGAUGCGAGGCGCUCUGGCCGCCGGAGUUACCCACGCGUCCCCCGGCGGACUGACGCUUCCUCACAUGGAGGUCCGCAGAGUGGACGGGGACCGGGACUCCUCGAGACCGGACAGCGACAAGGAGCGGACCGAUACGGAGGAGCAGGAGAUCCUUGAUGAUGAGGAGGACGAUAUGGAGGGCGAGGAGGAGGAGGAAGAGGAGGACGUCGGUCUGAACCACUACCAGCACCGGCUCUCCUCGCUUCAGGGAGCCGGUCAUUCUCCCAAGAGCGCGCCGAUGCAUCUCAUGGCCAGACUCCCGGCAGCCUUCGCCCCGGCCCGGCGCGCUGCUGAGUCCCCGCCGGCGCAGCUGCAGUCCCAGUCCCAGCGCCACGAGUGGACCUAUGAAGAGCAGUUUAAACAGUUGUAUGAGUUGGACGAUGACGAAAAGCGCAAAGAGUUUCUCGACGAUCUCUUCAGUUUCAUGCAGAAACGAGGGACUCCAGUGAAUCGGAUUCCUAUCAUGGCCAAGCAGGUGUUGGAUCUCUACAUGCUCUACAAGCUCGUCACAGAAAAGGGCGGCUUAGUGGAAGUCAUCAAUAAGAAAAUAUGGCGCGAGAUCACCAAAGGUCUUAACCUCCCUACCUCCAUUACCAGUGCAGCUUUCACUCUCCGAACACAGUAUAUGAAGUAUCUCUACCCGUAUGAAUGUGCAAAGCGGGGACUCAGCUCCCCCGGUGAGCUUCAGGCAGCUAUCGACAGCAACCGGCGGGAAGGCCGUCGACAGAGCUACGGCUCAGCCAUCUUCAACUACUCUCCCGUGGGCACCCCCACCCUCCUGUCCUCCCCAAAAAUGCAGAUGUCCCACUUACCCACGCUCACUCACAACAGCGGCCAUAUGGCCCAGGUGCCUGUGAUCAAAAAGGAGGACUCCAUGAUGGCCGGCUGCCUGCCCAGCCGAGUGGCCCUCCCCAUGUCGCCCAGCGGCCACCACGGAUCCGCUGUGGCGGCUCAGGCGGCUCAGGCGGCUCAGGCGGCGGCUGCCAUGCAGGCGGCGGCUCUGGAGCAGCUCAGAGAGAAGCUGGAGAGCGGCGAACCACCGGAGAAGAAGAUGAUGAUGAUGGCAGAGGAGCAGCACAGGAUCAUGCAGCACGCCCUGCAGCAGAACCUGCUGGCCAUGGCCACGCAGCUGCCACUCAACAUCAAACUCAACAACAGAGAUGAUAGACAAGAGACCGCAUUGAACCUGUCUACCAACGGCAUUAGCAGCAUCAACAUGUCAAUAGAAAUAAAUGGAGUUGUCUACACAGGCGUCCUGUUCGCUCGACAGUCGCCCAUCGCAGCGAUGAUGGGACACCGUGGGAAACACAGCAGCUAUCAGACUCAGGGAAAGACCAGUCCCGCACAGUUCCAGCCCUCCUGCUCCUCUUCCUCCUCAGCCUCCUCCUCCUCCUCCUCACUCCAUGGACACAGAAACCCCUCCCCCUGAGUGUCCUGUCCCUCCUCCUCCUCCUCGCACAUCACCCCAGAGGAGAGCCACUGUCUUCCCUAAGACAUGAAGCGGUUGGAGACGUGAUCAUCAGACAAAGUCCAGUAGCUUUUGAAGGUGGAUUUUCAUCCUCCAUCACAUUUCUUUUGUAGGUCACAGCAGCAGACUCGUAUUUACACACUAAACACUUUGGUAAGAGAUCUGUCCGUCCGUCCGUCCGUCUCUUCCCCACUUCUCCUGCUCUCAAUUAGUAGUGUGUGCGUUUCCAGGACAUUUAACCUCUGUGUGUGUGUGUGUGUGUGUGUCAUUAUGGAACAGUACAAAAGCACAGUCGGCUCUCAAACUAAGGUGCAGCCUCGAUGAAGCCAAAGGAAGAAUCUAUCUUGUGCACCGUUACAAUGAAAAGGCUGUGGCCGACCUUCAGCAUCGAUGAACAGUUUGUCUGAGUGUGUGUGUGUGUGUCUGUGUGUGUCUGAGUGUGUGUCUGUGUGUGUUUUUAGACAAACCUCAGAAAAAUCACUGCGUACAGCUGAUACCAAAGAAACGUGCAGCAUCACAUUCUCCCAAUAAGCAACAAACAUCCUAAUGUUUGCAUCUACAAGUGGAUUUUAUCACGUGUUGUGUCGAGAAGUCACACCUUGUGUUAUCAAGGUGUGACUUCCUUUGUGUUUUACUGAGUUAACACCUGUGAAGAUUAAGGUUCAUGUAGAUUCACUGUCAGUGGAGCCCACACCCACAUAAGCCUCCAGACCCUGAGACCUGUGUCCCAGAGGCCGGAGCCCAGACCCACAUAAGCCUCCAGACCCUGAGACCUGUGUCCCAGAGGCCGGAGCCCAGACCCACAUAAGCCUCCAGACCCUGAGACCUGUGUCCCAGAGGCCGGAGCCCAGACCCACAUAAACCUCCAGACCCUGAGACCUGUGUCCCAGAGGCCGACCAGUGUUACAGUCACAUUGUUCCUUCAGGGGCAUUUUUGCUUAAUCACCAGGGCAAUUUCAUCAAAACCCUUCAAAUCAGACUAAAGACCAUGUAACCACUAGCAUAGCACUUAGCUUGCUAUGCUGUUAAAGAGGCGGCAGUUGAGCGUGUUAUCAACACCAAACAACACCAUUGUUGACAAAUAUUAAUGUCGUUUUCAAGCACAGAUUGUCCCAGAACAGCCACUAAUUUCAUAUUUUUAUCAUAAUUUGUUUCAGGAUAUGAAAACGUCAGGUUGCUGCCUUUCAAAUUGUAGAUUAUGAAACUCUUCUGUGGCCCAUCAGACGGUGUGUGUGUGUGUGUGUGUGUGUGUGUGUGUGUGUGUGUGUGUGUG